AUGGAACAGAAAGCAGACUCUCGAAAUGAUGGAAAAACUCCAAGCCCAAAUGGUUGCAGGCUUCGAAGCCCACCUGUUGCUUCUCUCCUCGGUUCGACUGGGAGAACGAGUGCUUUUGUUCCAUUUCCAGACCUUAACUUUCCGCCGGAUUCCCAACCCGCUGCUUCCUUCUCCACCGAUGCUUCCACCUCUCUCUCCCGAAUCAACCAUGGAGUUCUCGAAGUAGCUGGACCGUCAUUGGCUAAGAAUCUAGAGGCUGAGGUGGAACCAGUUGACGAUCACAAGACUAAAAAUCCAAGCGGGAGCGUCUCUGUCAAUGGAGUUUCACCUGAUUCUGAUCAUACCCCUCCGCCUCCGCCUCCGCCUCCGCCUUCAUCUUCCUCCACCACAGCUCAUUUUUCCGUCGAGUGUAAUCGCAUCGCUGAGAAUCUCACUUCUUCAUUCGCGAGCAAGCGAUCUAAGGGAUAUGGCAAGUUCCGCAAAUCCAGUUCGAAUUCCCGCUUGAUCGCCGCCGCACCGUACGACAGAAACCACCAGUCAUUAGCGGUGCCACCGCCUCCGGGAUUUGGGGAUAAUCGCGUCUCCACCUACGUUGCCUCGCCUGCUCCUACACCGAGAUUCCAGAGAUCGAAUGAGCUCGUGAGGUUUGGUGCGCUAGAGCGCGAACAACAGAAACUUUGCCGAGACACCGUUAGACGAACUCGAAUGAUCUACAAUUCUCUCCAGAUUCAUCACAUAGCGAAGGCGAUGAAGGAUGCUGAACCUGGUACCAAACCUAGGGUCUAUGUCAAGGUUUCGAAUCAGAUGAAAGAGCGUGGUUUGUGGCUGAACCAAGGGAAACACAUCGUCGGUUCAGUUCCUGGGGUUGAGAUCGGCGACAUUUUCUCUUACCGUCUGGAAAUGUGCAUGGUGGGCUUACACGGCGUGAAACAAGCCGGAAUUGACUUUUUAACGGCUCAGAUGAGCCCGAGUGGUGAGCCUAUAGCUACCAGCAUUGUCGUCUCAGGUGGUUACGAGGAUGAUGAAGACAGAGGAGAUGUUCUGAUUUAUACAGGUCACGGUGGUCAGAAGAGGCCCCACGGACAUUGUGAACACCAGAUGCUAGAAGGUGGGAAUCUAGCAAUGGAGAGGAGUAUGCGCUAUGGUAUUGAGAUUCGAGUGAUUAGAGGAUCAAAGUAUGAGAACAGUAUUAGCUCUAAGGUGUAUGUGUAUGAUGGGUUAUAUAAGAUUGUAGGAUACGAAUAUGAUUUUGGCAAGUCUGGUUUCAAGGUGUUUAAGUUUACGCUAGUCAGAAUCGAAGGGCAACCGGAGAUGGGCAGUAUGAAAAUGAAGCUAGCAGAGAUACUUAGAGACAAACCGUUGAAGGUUAGGCCUGAUGGGUACCUAAGUUUUGACUUGUCUUGCAAGAAGGAGAAUGUCCCAGUGUAUCUAUAUAAUGACAUAGAUACUGAUCGUGGACCUAUAUACUAUCAAUACCUCUCGAAAGCUACUCUACAUCCUCUAGCUAUUGCUCAGUCAGGGAUCAACAUGACUGGUUGCGACUGCACUAACCACUGCACUGGAGAUUGUCCCUGUGCAAAGAAGAACGGUGGUGAGUUUGCGUAUGACCACAAAGGGAAUCUGCUGAGAGGAAAACCGGUGAUAUUCGAGUGUGGGGGUUCAUGUAAAUGCGGUCCGAGCUGCAAGAGUCGUGUGACGCAGAAGGGAAUGAAGAAAAAGCUUGAGGUUUUCAAGUCGAGGGAAAUGGGCUGGGCUGUUAGGACUCUCGGCAUAAUCAACGCCGGUGAGUUCAUCUGCGAGUACGCAGGUGUCACUCUCACGAGAGACCAGGCGUUUGCAUUCUCGAUGAAUGGGGAGGAGGAUAGCCUUGUCCAUCCAGGUCGGUUCCCGGAAAGCUGGAGGAAGUGGGGCGAUAUUUCUCUAGCGGAGCCUGAGUAUGCUCAGCCCAAUGAUCCAUCUCUCCCUCCACUAUAUUUUGCAAUGGAUGUUGCCAUGCAUAGAAACGUGGCUAGUUACAUUACGCACAGCAGAGAACCAAACGUGAUGGCACAGUUUGUGUUACAUGACCAUGAUAACUUGAUGUUCCCUCGCGUCAUGCUUUUUGCAUUGGAGACCAUCUCUCCGUUAACCAUGCUAAGCCUGGACUAUGGGUUUGGCCGAUGAAACUGAGGAGUUUCCAUAGCCUAAGAUGGAGAAAUCUUUGACAAAGCCUUUCUCUUCAAAUUCGAUGUUCUGUCGUUUCUUCUUUCUGCAAUAUUUGGAAGACAAGGACAAGAGGCGUAUAUGUCCAUUUUCAAUGUAAAACAUUCUCUUUUAUCAAUAUGUACCUUUUUAAUGUUAUUAAUGUGCUGAAUUUUGAAUUGUGUCUCUGUCGUUCAUAUGAUAUGAUGGAAAACAAUGUAAAGGCAUAUCAACAAAACAUUCUAUAGAGAAUUCUUGUUAUAAAGUUUUGUAUUCGAUUUUA
Messenger RNA from Thlaspi arvense, 2464 nucleotides. Lineage: Eukaryota; Viridiplantae; Streptophyta; Magnoliopsida; Brassicales; Brassicaceae. The record is from the annotation of a GenBank genome assembly.